Messenger RNA from Sinocyclocheilus grahami, 5185 nucleotides. Its product is annotated as lysine-specific demethylase 7B. The record is from RefSeq and is a predicted model, not a curated record. NCBI's taxonomy places the organism in Eukaryota, Metazoa, Chordata, Actinopteri, Cypriniformes, Cyprinidae. The transcript is spliced from 20 exons. Bases 1 to 2817 code for a protein of 938 amino acids.
AUGCCCUCGCGCUCCUCUCGGUGUAGUUUCCGCAUAAUUAAAGGAAUCCCCGCCCAGCUAGAUCCCAGCUUGGCUGCCGCUGCGUUGUUUGGGGACAGUCCGAAGAUGGCGACGGCCCAGCUGUACUGCGUCUGCCGGCAGCCGUACGAUGUGAGCCGGUUUAUGAUAGAAUGCGAUAUUUGUAAGGACUGGUUUCACGGCAGCUGUGUUGAGGUAGAAGAGCACCAUGCUGUGGACAUUGACGUUUACCACUGUCCCAACUGUGACGUCCACCAUGGACCCUCUCUGAUGAAGAAGCGAAGAAACUGGCACAGACACGACUACACGGAGCCAGAUGAUGGCAGUAAGCCAGUGCAGGCUGGCACCUCUGUGUUUGUGCGGGAGCUGCAGGCCAGGACCUUCCCCAGUGGAGAUGAGAUCUUGCAGCAAAUGCAUGGCAGUCAGGUCACCCAGAGAUAUCUGGAAAGGCAUGGUUUCCGCUAUCCCAUCGCUGUACACAAAAUGGAAGGGCUCGGCCUUCGUUUACCUCCGCCAGAUUUCUCCGUCAAGGAUGUUGAGCGCUAUGUCGGAGGCGACAAAGUGAUUGAUGUCAUCGAUGUGGCCAGGCAAGCAGACAGCAAGAUGAAACUGAGUGCAUUUGUGAAGUAUUACUACAGCCCUCAGCGGCCCAAAGUCCUCAACGUCAUCAGUCUGGAGUUUUCAGACACCAGGAUGUCAGAGCUGGUGGUGGUUCCUGAUAUUGCUCAGAAGAUGUCUUGGGUGGAGAACUACUGGCCUGAUGACUCUUACUUUCCCAAGCCCUUUGUGCAGAAGUACUGCUUAAUGGGCAUGAAGGACAGUUAUACCGACUUCCAUAUUGAUUUUGGGGGCACAUCUGUGUGGUACCAUGUCCUGUGGGGGGAGAAGAUUUUUUACUUGAUAAAGCCGACCUCAGCCAACCUUGCACUAUAUGAGGAGUGGAGCUCGUCUCCAAGUCAGAGUGAAGUGUUCUUCGGGGAGAAAGUGGACAAGUGCUAUAAGUGUGUCGUGCGGCAGGGAACAACUCUUCUGAUCCCGACAGGAUGGAUCCAUGCGGUUCUCACCUCUCAGGAUUGCAUGGCUUUCGGAGGAAACUUCCUCCACAACCUCAACAUAGGCAUGCAGCUCAGGUGCUAUGAGAUGGAGCGGCGACUGAAGACUCCAGACCUCUUUAAGUUUCCUUAUUUUGAGGCCAUUUGUUGGUAUGUAGCGAAGAAUCUACUGGAGACUCUCAAAGAGUCCCGGGAAGAUAACUGCCUGCCUCCAGAAUACCUGAUCAAGGGAGUGAAAGCUUUGAUUACUGCACUGAGGAACUGGCUAAAGAGAGAGGUCACAGAGCCAGCCAGCGAGGUCCCUGACCAUAUCAGACCCAACCAUCUGAUUAAAAUGCUCACCAAGGAAAUCCAGUACCUUGAGGAUUAUCAGAAUGGGAAUUGUGGAAGCAAGCUAAUGAAAUCUCAAGGAAUCUCUGCGUGUCCGUCCACGAGGUCGGCACAUGAGAGAGGUUCUCACGCACGCAGGACAGCCAGACGUCUUCGUGACCAGCACCAUCAUCACCAUCAUCACUCUCACAGCCCUAAAGCUCCCUCCAACCUCGACAUCUUUGAGCAGCACACCCAGGAAGUCUUAAAAAGACUUAAAAUGGGUCCUUAUGAGGAGGAUGCCUCCUUUAACCUGAAGGUCAACGGCAAGUUCAACAAGGUCUCCACGGCCUCAGCUGCAGUGGCAGAGCGGAGUUUGGACAACGACCUGCGUCUGGUACUGUGCAAUGGACGUAUAAUCAGAGAUAACAGGCAGCAUGUUGGAGAAAAAAGGCCAAGGAUAAAGGAAGACGAAGGCUCCAGAGAUGUGAAGAUGGAUUCACUCAAGAUUAAACUAGUACCUAAAGAGGAAGAACAGGAAGUGGAUAUCCAAAUCAAAGAGGAGGAUAAGCAGCAUCAUGUAGCCAGAGACAUAAAGCCCUGCGCAGAUUUUAAUAAGCAAGAGAGCUCAGAUCUCAGGAACAGAGAAUCAGUACUUUCAGACAUCUCUUCGGACUCUGAAUCAGAUGUGGAGUACACUACACGGAAAAAGAACUGCUCUGAGGGAGAAUCUGAAAGCUCUUCAGAGGAAGAGGAAGAUGAAAAGAUUAGGAGGAGUGGAGACGACCAAAGUAAGACCAUAAGUUGCUCCGGCUACACGACGGGUACGCAUCAAUCCAGACAAAACCUUGACCCUUUUGAAAAACGUCUUAAAAGUGAAUCGGCUACCUCGCCAAGCACAGAAGAGGAUGCUAUCCAGGGAAUGCUGUCUAUGGCAGGACUUUUGUAUUCUCACCCGUCAGAAGAUCCCAGCAGUUCACAGGAAUCCUGGUGGUCCCGAACCAACCAUCCCUCCCCUGACUACAGUAGAAAGGAGGUUGCAUCAGGAGAGGAGAACCAGGAUUCAGACAGCAAUUCAUCACAGGAGGGCUUUCGGGAGCGUGAUUCAGAAGGAGAACGUCACACCACACUCAAGCAUAGGAUCCAGGAGCACAAGAACUUCAUGGACAGCCAGGGCAGUGGCAGCAACAGCAGCAGUGAGGCGUGGAGCAAUCACACACACUCCCCAGCCCAUGGGGAAAGCCCCACUUUGGGCUUCCAAUACUGUGAAACAUCCCUAUCGCCACCUCUGCACCCGUCCAAGAGACCUGCUUCAAAUCCCCCACCAAUCAGCAAUCAGGCCACCAAAGGUAAACGUCCGAAGAAAGGUAUGGCUACAGCGAAGCAGCGAUUGGGCAAGAUUCUCAAAUUGAGCAGACACAAACCCUUCUUUGUGUAGUUCCAGUGAUGGCAGCCGCCGCUUGCAGAAGAUUUGGGAUGCUGAGCGUGCAUGUUAAAGGUGACAGGGUAUAAAAUGUGUUUGGUUGAACACACUGGCUCAAAAGCAUGGUAUUGGCUACCAAUCAACCCAAAGCGGAGGAAUCGUGUGAAUAACCGCUUCACUCAACAUGGUUUCCUAGUUUUGCUAAUAUGCAUCCAAAGAAACAAGGCGACUGACAGGAAAUAAGACUGAAAACAUCACUUUUUAAGGCUUUCGGUUCUCAACGAUGACAUCCAAAAUCAGGUUUACUCCACAAAAGCAAAGACUAGCAUGCUGCCAGGCUGCUUCCCACAACUAAAACGCAUCACUUUGAGGAUGUGCAUUUUAAGAAAGAGUGAUGAACUGAUUUCAUAAAGGUGCUUGACUUUUUUUGGUCUUCUCUUUUUGUGAUUGCAACCAACUUUUCCUAGCAAAUUCCUCCACUGAAGACAAUUUGCAUAACCGCCUCUAGACAAAAUUCACCCAGGAUGAUGGCUUGAACUACCUGACAGUCAAAAUGUUCUCAUAUUUUGAGAGAAAUUAAAGAAAGAAAAAAAAAGUAUUUUUGUCAACAUUUGUAUUCAUAUUUUAUAUAGCUCGCUGAGGAGCGCUGGGUAGUUUAGCUAUACUUGGUCCUCUGUUGCCACCUAGUGGGCAUCCGAAGACUGACUUUAAAUGGUGCUUGAAGGUAUCAUUCAAAUGAGGCAAGAGACAUUUUCCCUUAAUUUAUUCCUUUAUCUUGGUGCUUGAUUUUUAUUUUCUAUACUGUUAUUAAAUUACGUAUUUAUUACUGAUGAAAGAGAACAAUUUAUUUCAUUGAGGAGGUUUGCUGUUCUGUGGGGUCUUAAAUAUGCAUCUGUUUUGAAACAUGUUUAGAUAUUUGUUGCCAUACAGCCAAUUUGUGCAAAGGCUUAGCUGUUUUUCAAAAUUUCAUCCAUAUCUGUAUUGCAUUGUGGGUAAGAACAAACUUGUUGUGUAAUAAGAAGCUAAUAUUUAAUCAAAAUACCUGCCCAAAUGGUCCCAUUAUGUUAAAAUCUUUCAUUUUUACCUCAGUGUCUUUCACGAUGUUUGGGGGGAUUGUGCAUUUUUGGCUGGCCUUUACUGUUAUUCUAAAGAUCUGGUUUCAGAAACGUGUUGUUUCCAUAAGAAUCAAUUUCAGCCGCCUCAUCAAAUUUGAAUUGGUGCUGUGUAUAGUGAGACGUUUAAGAUGGCCAAGGAGAAUUAUUACCUUUUUUACAUUGACAUGUAUUUGGCUACUCAACUUUUAUUUUUUUAUUUUUUUUUUUUUUACAAAGAAUCGAAAAGAGUAUUUAUUUUUGUAAAGUAAGUCUUAAGAGAGAUUUUUUUUUUGCAGUUGUACCAACACCGUGUAUUGAUAUGCCGCAUUUUGUAAGAUAUAUGUGUGAUUUUGAGGUAGUUUACUCUGGUUUUGUGUGAAAGACUAAUUGUUAAGGUAAUUGUUUGAGUUCAAGGUUUUGGAUUCCUUUUGAUGAAUGCCAAAUAAUGUAAUCAAGUCAGGUCUUGCUUUUAAUUUUGGUGUCCAGGCAGCAAAAAGGGCUGUUUUAUCUAACCUAAUAUAAGAUUUCUUAGUAAAUAUCACCAAGAAAAAACAUUUCUUCUUUUUUAUUCCAAGUUUGUUCUCUUUUAAAACAUUUAUAGCAACUCCAAAAUAAUCUACAAAGCUCUUCAGGCAAUAACGCACAAUCCAUAAGCUUCCAGGAACUUUCAUCAUGGAUUUCAUUGACUCGAAUGACUCGCUGAGGUACAAGUACAGCAGCUCAGGGCUCACUUACGGACUGUUUUUCUGAUGGACAGCUUUGAUACUAAUUAUUCAAACGGCUUCAGUCAACCCAUAGGUGCACAGAAUUGAACAGGUCAUUACAACCAGCACAGUAUUGUUACUGUAUACUGUAUAUCAUCUUCCUAGUUUUUUUGUUUUGUUUUGUUAUGGUGGUGUAUUGUAGACCAAGAUACUCGAACAUUUUGUUUUGAUCCAUUUAGAGGACAAAAACCACAAUGCCAUUAAUGCAGCACCUGUUGCUUUUCUCCGUAAGAUCCUAGUUUAUGGUGCUUUUUGUCUGAUUAGGAUUUGGGCCAAAGUGCACAUGUAUUGCAGUCAGAACUUUGAGAUGUGUGUUGUUUUUUUUUUUGGUGGUUGUUUGAAGGAUUGGAGGAGCAGCUUCUGUGUCUGUCAAAAAAAAAAAUUUUUUAAAUGCCGCACUGCACUAAACGUCCUGCAUUAGCUAUGUUACACUACACUGUUUUUUUUUUUAUUGUUACUGUUUGAACACAAAUAUCUAAAUGAGUUUGAUAAACGUCAAAAACAUUGCUGGCCUGCAGGCAGGGU